Fukomys damarensis (Damara mole-rat) is the source of this 11244-nucleotide messenger RNA. RefSeq names its product tenascin R (gene Tnr). Lineage: Eukaryota; Metazoa; Chordata; Mammalia; Rodentia; Bathyergidae. The record is from RefSeq and is a predicted model, not a curated record. Gene Ontology annotation, molecular function: protein binding. The transcript has 23 exons. The coding region runs from base 609 to 4685 and encodes 1358 amino acids.
GUGGGAGAGGGAGAGGGAGAGAGAUACAGAGAGAGAGAGAGAGAGAGAGAGAGAGAGACAGCAAAGCAGCUCCAGGCUUCCUCAUCUCUGUUCACGUCAGAGGCAGGAACCGACUGUGCUAAAGCUUGGCUCAACACGCAGAGACAGACAGGAACAGACCCAGAGACAGGGAGAAGGAGGGGGUCCUUCCUGACCCAAGGAAUUACCACUAGUGGAGUAGAGCCGCCUGACUUUUUUAUCUUAUUUUGGUUGUCUCUUCUUUCUCCUUCCACUCAUAGCCCUGCUGUGGAGCCUCCUCUCUUCCUCUCAGAACAGGAGGAAGGGAAAGGAAGGGAGAGAGGUGGGCUUUAGACGAGAGCAUCAGCUGGCUCCAGCCCGAAGAGACAAGAAUUCUCUUCGCAGGAAGCUCCUCUCCCUCGUGGCAGCCCACCCCCCAGCCCGGUAUCCAUGUCAUCCUAACUCCACAGAGGACAGAUCUCUUUUGAAGUUAGGGUUAAAGAACGUGUGGUCAAGAGAAAGCAUCGGAAACACCAUCAGGAAAGGCUCAUUCCACUCCGUGCUGCAUACUGCAAGCUGCCCCAGAACUGAGCCGAAGCAGACAGGACAGGAUGGGGACAGACGGGGAAACGGUAGUCCUAAAGAACGUGCUCAUUGGCGUCAACCUGAUCCUGCUGGGCUCCAUGCUUAAGCCCUCAGAGUGUCAGCUGGAGGUGACCACAGAAAGGGUCCAGAGACAAGCAGUGGAGGAGGAAGGAGGCAUUGGCAACUACAGCACAUCCAGCAAAGAGCAACCUGUGGUCUUCAACCAUGUGUACAACAUUAACGUGCCCCUGGACAGCCUCUGCUCCUCGGGGCUGGAGGCCUCUGCUGAGCAGGAGGUGAGUGCGGAAGAUGAGGGUCUGGCAGAGUACACGGGCCAAACCUCAGACCAGGAGAGCCAGGUCACCUUCACCCACAAGAUCAACCUCCCCAAAAAGGCCUGCCCAUGUGCCAGCUCAAGCCAUGUGUUACGGGAGCUGCUGAGCCGGAUCGAGAUGCUGGAGAGGGAGGUGUCAGUGCUGCGGGACCAGUGCACCAGCAACUGCUGCCAGGAAGGCGCCGCCACAGGACAACUGGACUAUGUCCCUCACUGCAGUGGCCAUGGCAACUUCAGCCUCGAGUCCUGUGGCUGCAUCUGCAACGAAGGCUGGUUCGGCAAGAACUGCUCAGAGCCCUACUGCCCGCUGGGCUGCUCCAGCCGGGGCGUGUGCAUGGACGGUCAGUGCAUCUGCGACAGCGAAUACAGCGGGGACGACUGCUCUGAGCUCCGGUGCCCAACGGACUGCAGCUCCCGGGGGCUCUGUGUGGAUGGGGAGUGUGUCUGUGAAGAACCCUACACGGGCGAGGACUGCAGGGAGCUGAGGUGCCCAGGGGACUGCUCGGGGAAGGGGAGAUGUACCAACGGCACCUGUUUAUGCCAGGAAGGCUACGUUGGUGAGGACUGCGGGCAGCAGCGGUGCCUGAAUGCCUGCAGCGGGCGAGGACCCUGCCAGGAGGGGCUCUGUGUCUGUGAAGAGGGCUACCAGGGCCCUGACUGCUCAGCAGUUGCCCCUCCAGAGGACUUGCGAGUGGCUGGUAUCAGCGACAGGUCCAUUGAGCUGGAAUGGGACGGGCCGAUGGCAGUGACGGAAUAUGUGAUCUCUUACCAGCCGAUGGCCCUGGGGGGCCUCCAGCUCCAGCAGCGGGUGCCUGGAGAUUGGAGUGGUGUCACCAUCACGGAGCUGGAGCCAGGUCUCACCUACAACAUCAGCGUCUACGCUGUCAUUAGCAACAUCCUCAGCCUUCCCAUCACUGCCAAGGUGGCCACUCAUCUCUCCACUCCUCAAGGACUACGAUUCAAGACCAUCACUGAAACCACCGUGGAGGUGCAGUGGGAGCCCUUCUCCUUCUCCUUCGAUGGGUGGGAGAUCAGCUUCAUUCCAAAGAACAAUGAAGGAGGAGUGAUUGCCCAGCUCCCCAGCGAUGUUACCUCCUUUAACCAGACAGGACUAAAGCCUGGGGAGGAAUACACUGUCAAUGUGGUGGCAUUGAAAGAGCAAGCACGGAGCCCCCCAACCUCGGCCAGCGUGUCCACUGUCAUAGAUGGGCCCACACAGAUCCUGGUACGAGAUGUCUCUGACACAGUGGCCUUUGUGGAGUGGACCCCUCCUCGCGCCAAGGUCGAUUUCAUUCUCCUGAAAUAUGGCCUGGUGGGUGGGGAAGGUGGGAAGACCACCUUCCGGCUACAGCCUCCCCUGAGCCAAUACUCAGUGCAAGCCCUGCGGCCUGGCUCCCGCUAUGAGGUGUCCGUCAGCGCAGUCCGAGGGACCAACGAGAGCAAGUCCACGACCACCCAGUUCACCACAGAGAUUGAUGCUCCCAAGAAUCUGCGAGUUGGUUCCCGCACAGCAACCAGCCUUGACCUUGAGUGGGAUAACAGUGAAGCAGACGUUCAGGAGUACAAGGUGGUGUACAGCACGCUGGCAGGGGAGCAAUACCACGAGAUGCUGGUCCUCAAGGCCAUCGGCCCCACCACCAGGGCCGCCCUCACAGAUCUGGUACCUGGCACUGAGUAUGGAGUUGGAAUAUCUGCCAUCAUGAACUCACAGCAGAGUGUGCCAGCCACCAUGAAUGCCAGGACUGAACUUGACAGCCCCCGAGACCUCAUGGUGACAGCAUCCUCAGAGACCUCGAUCUCUCUCAUCUGGACCAAGGCCAGUGGCCCCAUUGACCACUACCGGAUUACCUUUACACCAUCCUCUGGGAUUGCCUCGGAAGUCACUGUGCCCAAGGACAGGACCUCAUAUACACUGACAGAUUUAGAACCUGGGGCAGAGUACAUCAUUUCUAUCACCGCUGAGAGGGGUCGGCAACAGAGCUUGGAGUCCACUGUGGAUGCCUUCACAGGCUUCCGCCCUAUCUCCCAUUUGCACUUUUCUCAUGUGACGUCCUCUAGUGUCAACAUUACCUGGAGUGACCCAUCUCCCCCAGCAGACAGACUCAUUCUGAACUACAGUCCCCAGGAUGAAGAAGAAGAAAUGAUGGAGGUCUCCUUGGAUGCCACCAAGAGGCAUUUUGUCCUGAUGGGUUUACAGCCAGCCACUGAGUAUAUCGUCAACCUGGUGGCUGUCCACGGCACGGUGACCUCUGAGCCCAUCAUGGGCUCCAUCACCACAGGGAUUGAUCCCCCCAGAGACAUCACAAUUAGCAAUGUGACCAAGGACUCAGUGAUAGUCUCCUGGAGCCCUCCUGUUGCAUCUUUCGAUUACUACCGAGUAUCAUAUCGACCCACCCAAGUGGGACGGCUGGACAGCUCAGUGGUGCCCAACACUGUGACAGAAUUCACUAUCAGCAGGCUGUACCCAGCUACUGAAUACGAAAUCAGCCUCAACAGUGUGCGGGGCAGGGAGGAGAGUGAACGCAUCUGCACUCUCAUGCACACAGCCAUGGAUAACCCUGUGGAUCUGACUGCUACCAACAUCACCCCAACACAAGCCCUGCUGCAGUGGAAGGCACCUGUGGGUGAAGUGGAGAACUAUGUCAUUGUUCUCACACACUUCAAAGUUGCUGGAGAAACCAUCCUGGUUGAUGGACUCAGCGAGGAGUUCCAGUUUGUGGACCUGCUUCCCAGCACCCACUAUACAGUCACCAUGUAUGCUGCCAGUGGACCUCUCACCAGUGGCACCAUCAGCACCAACUUUUCUACCCUUCUGGACCCUCCAGCAAACCUGACUGCCAGUGAAAUCACCAGACAGAGUGCACUGAUCUCCUGGCAGCCUCCCAGGGCAGAAAUUGAGAAUUACAUUUUGACCUACAAAUCUGCAGAUGGAAGCCGCAAAGAGCUGAUCGUGGAUGCAGAGGACACCUGGAUCCGGCUGGAAGGUCUGCUGGAGAACACGGGCUACGCAGUGCUCCUGCAGGCGGCUCAGGACACUGUGCGGAGCAGCCUUAUCUCUACCACCUUCACCACAGAGGGUCGGGUGUUCUCUCAUCCUCAAGACUGUGCCCAGCAUUUGAUGAACGGAGACACUCUGAGUGGGGUUUACACCGUCUUUCUCAACGGGGAGCUCAGCCAGAAGUUGCAAGUGUACUGCGACAUGACCACAGAUGGGGGAGGAUGGAUUGUAUUCCAGAGGCGUCAGAAUGGCCAAACUGAUUUCUUCCGGAAAUGGGCUGACUACCGGGUGGGCUUCGGGAACCUGGAGGAUGAGUUUUGGCUAGGGCUGGACAACAUCCACAGGAUCACAGCCCAGGGACGCUACGAGCUGCGUGUGGACAUGCGGGAUGGGCAGGAGGCCGCCUUCGCCUACUACGACAAAUUCUCUGUGGAAGACAGCAGAAGCCUGUACAAACUCCGCAUAGGAAGCUACAAUGGCACUGCGGGAGACUCCCUCAGCUAUCACCAGGGACGCCCUUUCUCCACAGAGGACAGAGACAAUGAUGUCGCUGUGACUAACUGUGCCAUGUCAUACAAGGGCGCCUGGUGGUAUAAGAACUGCCACCGGACCAACCUGAAUGGGAAGUAUGGGGAAUCGAGACACAGCCAGGGGAUCAACUGGUACCACUGGAAAGGCCACGAGUUCUCCAUACCCUUUGUGGAAAUGAAGAUGCGGCCCUACAACCACCGUCUCUCAGCAGGGAGGAAACGGCGGGCCUUACAGUUCUGAGUAGCGGGCAGCCACAAGCCAAACGAUCUUUUCUGUCAUUUGUUUGUAUUUUAUAAUAUGAUACAAGGGGGGAGGGUGAUAGUAAUGUGCUUCGCAACAUAGUAACGGUAUCUGAAGGAAGCAGGGCUGAGGCAGGGGUCACCUGACUACUAUCUACUGUAGUUUCUACUGCUUGGAGCCCGGCCCCAUGGCUGCCCUCUCCCUCCUAACCUGUCAUCCCUAACAUUCCCCUCCUUUCCCACCAAGGAGGAAAAGUAGAUGUUCACUUAAAUGACCAAUUCGAAGACAAAUCAUGGAGGACACUUGUUAGGGCAAUAGGUGUUCACCUCUUUUUCUGUCUUCUUGAGAUGCCUCCACCUUUGAGGUACUGGUAAUCGGGUCAUAGCCUUGGAUAAUCAGGUAGUCACACCAGCCCAGAGAAGUCUCAGCAAGAGAGCCUGGCCAGCAGCACCCUGAAGAGGGAAGAGAUCAACCUCACCCUGACCCAGCCGCCCUCGUCCUUUGGAAUGGGCCAAAGUUCUCGUUCUGAAACUCUCACUUUUCCAGAGCAGUGAGGCCUCUUUUCUAGCUAUGCUCAAUCCUCGCCUGAUUUCAAUCUACCUUACAGCCUACGAUCUUAUCACCCCAACAGCUGUUUUGAGAUCUAGUUCCCAGGAUGUUGCUUGCCACUGGCACUGGGUUGUACAGUGGUUGUGUCCUUGUGGGUCUCAAAUCACUUCUCCCUCAGGUCGGCCACACAGGAACCUUUUUCAAGGGUGGGAAGGGGAGAUGGUAUUUGUCUAUAGCACUUUUGGGUCAAGCUCUGCAGAAAAGACAGAAAAAGCAGAAAUAAGGGCACCUGCCCUAGCGAUUAUAAGCCCCAUGGAAAACAGAUCCUGCCUAGUUCCAUUUUUACCAUUUCUGUUCUGCUUUAUCACAGAUUAUUUUUCUGAAUUUGCAAACUGAAGGCCUUAUUUAUGUCAUCAGCCAGGCUCUCCUUGGUGUAGGUGGCUUAAUGAAAGUCAGAAGAAGAAGCAAUAUGACCAGCCAGCCGUUCUCCUAUUACUAAUCCUGGGAAGAGAUGGAAUAUUUACUUUGGGGCUUUUUUUAAAAAAAAUUGGUCCUGUGAGAAACAGAAAUGACCCCUUAAUGAGGGGAGAUCAUGAGAAGCCUUUCUCCAUCUUCUUUUAUUAUUCUGCUUUUGAAAGGAAAAAUGAAAAGUGCCAGAGGAAAUUGCAUCUAGAAACCCAAAGGUGCAAAGGGGAGCACUGUGGGCACGUGCCUGUGUUGUGAGAUGUGCUGUCUCCGCCGGCAUGGUUUGAUCGUUAAGCCCAGGGUUCUAAAAACUUUUAACUUCUCCAAAUCCGAUGCCAGCUGCAACCAUCCUGCAGCAACCAUCCAAAGUCACACCCAGGGCCACAGCUGCCUUUUCCCUUCCUCCCCCUAAUCCCCCAGGAGCCCUAGUCUAGUUCUUGUAGAGACCGCGUUUGCCAAACUGGGCAUCUGUGCCUUUGCCGACCAGUGACUAGAUAAGCCUGAGAGUUGGUAAUUUUCUAAUGGAAACAUCACCCUCUAAACAAGCUUUAAUAACCAGGAAGAGACAGAUAAUCCCUUAGACUGAUAGAUGUACUUCCGGGGCUGUGAGGAUGGAGUCAGUCUGCCCUGUCCCACAGGCUCCUUCUCUUCAGUGGCUUCCAGCAAGACCUCAUCUGCUACACACCCGGGGUCAAAAAAAAAAUGUAGGUGGUACAUUUAUUUUUCAGUUCACGGAAGGUUUCAAAAAACUAGAAGAAACAUUAAACAAGAGUUAACUAGAGACGGGGGCCAGAAUGAGGGGAAGGAAGCUUCCUGGACGAGGAGGAGCUGGGGGCUGAGGCAAAGGCUCGCCUCUGCCCUUACGCAGCUGUGUGACUGGCUAGGUAGUUCCACCCCGCUUGUCCUCAGUGUCCUCACCCGUUGGAUGAGAAAUUAGACUAGAAUAACUUCUAAUUUCCCUUUUAGCUUUAACAUCAAUAAUGCUAGUCUAUGACCUGAAAAUUUGAGAGUAGGAAUGUGUAUUGGUGAAAGAACUCACUUAGGUCACAGUGUGGAGAGACAGAAGGAAGGAAGGAAAGAAGAACAGGAGGAAGGGAGGGAGGGAAGGAAAGAGAGGUUGAUUCAGAAUCAGAAGUGAAACACAUGCACCUGUAUCCACACACACACACACACACACACACACACCACAAAACAAUGCCUAGGAGGAGGCUGAACUGUGUCUGUAAAAGCAGUACCAGGGACCUGAGUGUGCUAGGACAGCCCACCUCAUCAGCAGAACUGAAACGGAACAUGAUUGUGUGUCAUCAGUUCAGGAGAAAGUCAAGAAACAUCAGGGGAAACCAAAGCCUGCCUCUCUGGAACCAUUUUACCCUACAGAACAUUUUUAUAAAUAGUAUCCGCAACAUUGCCUAGUUGCAUUUUAGAGAAUUUUAAAGCAAGAAAGGAACUUCAAAGAUCAGUUCACCAUUCCUUUUGUGAAGUAAAGUCCUUUUCUCCUGAGGUGUUUUUUGUUGUUCUUGUUACUGUUGAUUUUUUUUUUCUUAACCAUUUUUAGGAGACUGUUCUACUGUCUUCCCAGAGCCUAUGGUCAACUUGACUCAAAGGUUCUUAACUUGACUCACCUAACUUCUUCCCUGAGCUUCUUCACUAAGAAGCUGCUUCUGACUUCUUAGCUGAUGCUUGCUUAUCCUGUCCCUCCAAAAACCUGUGCUCUUCCCAGGGGAGGAUGUCAGAGAGGUGCAAGGACACCAAAGGAUCUCAGAAGGAAAACCAGCAGACCCUGCCAUAAGGCAGUCCAAUGAAGACAUUUGAGAGUAUAUACCUACACCAAAAAAAAAAAAGUAGCAAAAAGAUCAAAAUCAACUACCAGUGAGUGUAAUAGAUUCACUGACAGACCCAGGCAGUUUCUCCUUUUUGUGUUUCCUAUCACAUAAGGAUUGUUUACAAUAUGUUACAUUCAUAUUUUCCAGGGUUACUUCUGGAAGGGAAGGCGUCAGAUGUAAAGAUGCACUAUCAGGCAUGACAAUGUGUAGGAAAGUGCUGGCCAUAAACACAAAUGGAGCAGGGCUGGGGAUGUAGCUCAAUGGCACCUUGCCUCACAAGCUCAAGGCCCUGAGUUCAGUCCCCCCCCCCACCCCCCAAUCCCGUACUGGAAAAAAAAAAGUGUGGUCUUACUAGAAGCGACCACAAGGUGGCGCACAAAACACCUCCAGAGACCCAGGGGAAACCCUUUGAGAACAGCUGGGCUCCCCUGGUUUCCAGGAGACCUCCCUGCAAACCAAGAAUCAAGACUAAUCUAUAUGGGAGACGAAAACAAAAUGACAGCAAAGAGAUGAAGAGCAAACUUCCAUGAAUAUUUAAAUCAACCCCACCACUCAUCUACCACCAACCCAACUCCACUAUCAGUAAAGUAAUGGACAUCUGACACCCGGUUUCUUCCCCCAUGGAGACCAACCAGCUCCCUACGCACUACAAACUGCUAUUUCAAACUCAAGCUCAAAGAACCAAGGUUGCCAGUGAGCCCCAUGCUAAACCAAACAGUCCUAAACACAUUCUUACUUUACUAUCUAGUCCAAUAGCAGAGCUAUAAAUCAAGGGACAAAGAGUCAUUAAAGAAUCUUUUCAAAGAUCUCUUUUUAAAGCAUCUAUUGAGAAAGGUUUUAUGAGCUCCUCUCUGUCCUCUUCUCUGGAGAAAUACAAAGGGAACAUGAGAGAGCAGUGGACACACCAAGUUUAGAGGCUUGAAAAGAGACUGGCCGGUGACCAGGAUUUGCAAAUGCUCCUGGGCGUGGACUUGUUUCUUUCUCCUCCUUCACCUCACCUUCUCCCUCCCUUCCUUCCUCCCUCCACACAGAAUUUCAGAAAAUAUGAGACCGCUUACCUGGGCUGUGUGAUUUUUUUCAUUCCCCGCUUUCCUAUCACCAAAUUCCUACCUAUUCAGUCUAAUUCUCUAGUUCCAUUUCUUUCCCUCCGAAGCAGAGGGAAGGGUGGGAGAGGAUCACUUUCCAACUCUAUUUGCAUCUCACUGUUCUUAAAACUUCCAUAAGGAAACUGAAAGAUUGAAGUUCGGUUUGAUUUCAAUAAUCCCACAAGAGAGUGGGAUCUCUCGUUUUCACACUUGCCUCAAAAUUUGCCAAGACUACGAGAUGGGUCUUGGUGACCUCUGAAGCCUGGGGUGGAUCUGUGAGUUUUGCAGAUCUGCUUCUCAUCCAGAUUCUGUCGUGCUGCAUCUCAACCCUGCCUGGUCUUCCUGGGUGUUCCCUUUUUGUGCGGGUGAUGAUGACAGAGAAGUUCCAGCCUGUAGGGUAAUGUGAGUCCUAGGGCUGGCUCUGGGUGGUGCAUAUAGCCUCUCUCUAGCUGUAUAUGCAGGGCCCUUCACUCACAUUCCUACAGAUCUCUGGCUAGCUUCUUCCCCCAAACCUCUGCACCUUCCUCAUCCCAGCGCCUCACAUGUGUGUAAAGGUCUCCUCAGUAAUACCGGAGUAUUUCGACACUCACAGAUGAAAUGAAAACUUCCAAAAGCAAGUAGGGAAAACAACUCUAGCGUCUAUUUUAAUUUAUUAGUGUAGAUUCCGGGUCCAGUUGGAAAAAAUUACUUGGAGUUCAUACUAUCUGUAUCCACCCUGGAUUUGCUUAGGCUGGUUCGGCUUUGAAAAACAGCUAGGAAAAAGAAUAAAAUGAAAAAUUAAACAAAAGAAGAAGCUGAUGGAUCACCACUGAUUAAAAGGAAGCCUUCCACAAACAUCCCACAGUGAAAAAGCAGAGACCAGGUGUGAGUGGCCAUAAUAAAUGUACCAGAUUGGCUUCUUGCAUGCUGGCCUCUGGCCUCAUCCACAACUCCUAUCCAUUUUUCCACCUGUGGCAACACGAAGGCACCAGAGAGGCCCUACUGCACCAAACAAGAAGCAGAGGGACUUUGUUCAACCCAUCCCACCCGGACCAUUCUUUUUCAUCACCAGCAGUCACAGCCUGAUUUGUCAUCUCCAGCAUUUCUGAUUUACUUUCCAAGGUCACCCCUGGUCUGAAAUAUGACUUCAUUGCACCUGCAGCACUUCAUUGUCCAAAUGUCCUUGGCAAAGCUCGAGAUCUUUGGACAGUGUUGCAUUUUCUCCAAACAGGAAAUCCUCCCUCCUUCCCCGAGCUUAAUAAGGCUAUUGCAGAGCAUCCAAAUAACAGGGCUCUUGUUCCUUCGACAAACUGGGCUCCCUCUAUUAGCUUAAUAAAACAGCCCCUGUUGCCUGGAUGUGAGUUGGGCUAAUGCUAAAUUCCCAGUUCAGAAACACUUAACCCUGUCAGCUUGAGCUAGCUCUCUUGGGCACUGGCACCAUGGGCACAGGUGAGAAAGUGCAAGUGUCCUUCUCUGAAAAGCAAACACGCACCCCGGAGGCCUGGGACACCUACGUCACAGCCAGGUGCAAGGCCAGCAGGGGAACAAAUGCCCGGAUGAGAACCCUGCGCUUCCUCUAGCGGGUUUAGCAGUCCCCAGGGACACCGUGUGUUGCUUUUUAAAUUCUGUUGCUGAACACUAAUGUGUUUAAACCCUGCUCCUGAGGCAAACACUGAGAACACACCUUCAAGCCAGAGGGAAUUCCAGAGAUUUCCUAACACCCUUCUCUGACUUCAUACUCAAGUAAACGGAGGCCAAGAUAGGAUAAGCAGCUUGCCUAUGUUCACACAGCAAUUAAUAAUGGGGCUAACGUCAGGUCUGAGGUGAGCUUUUUAAUCUAUCUUUCUUCAAGAGAAAGACUGAGAAAAAUAGUACAACAGUGUACCUACUAUUACCAGAUACCGCAUUAAGGGCUUAAUAUAUUUUAUUAAAUCUUUACCACAACCUUAGAGAAUGCAGGCAGAGAAAGUUUCAGGAACGUCCCCCCAAAUCACACAGCUACUUUAAAAAAAACACAGAAUCUCUUCAAAUAAUUCAAAAUGCUUUGAUUUUUCUACUCAUGAAGCUGCCUUUAUUUAUAUUUAUGAGGCCACACAGACACAUCUUGGAUUUGGAUUUUACUAAUAUUCUCACAAAAGGGCCUCUGGUGCACCUCUCCCUCAUCUCUCUCUCUCUCUCUCUCUCUCUCUCUCUCUCUCUCUUCCUUUAGAAAGAGGAAUUCUUGCACUGUUUUGGUCACAUUCUUAGGGACUCUCAAUCUCACGUUUGAGAGGAGUAAGAAACAUCCAGACAGCUCUUUCUUUUUCUUUCUUUUAAUUUGGGAGUGGAAGAGAGGGUCCUUCAUAGGCUUAGAGGAGAAGAUGAAAUCAGGGCACAAACACAGUUUCUCCCGCCUCAUUCUUUUGGGAACAUAGGAACCUCUUUCUCUUCCAAUGUAGGAAGAGUGGGAUAUUCCGGAGUCAUGCUACUCAUUCUGGAGCAGGCAGCACAGGCAGGAGUAGGAAGGAGGAACCCCAGAAUAAACAUGUCGUGAGCACCUGGAACAUUGAUAUACUUUAACAUUUGGGAAGAGAAUAUUAUACUAUGAACGCAUUCAAACCAGAAUGCACGUUUAACUACUGCAGAAACCUCAUGAAUUUUUAGGUAAAACUCAGCAAG